AUUCCUCAAAUUUUUCCAAUAAAUUGAUUUAUUCUUUCUUUAAUUAUUAUAUUAAUAAUUUUUUUAAUAACAAUUCAUUUUUAUUUCUUAAAUCUCAAAAAUAAAAAUAAAAUAAAAUACAUUCAAAAAAUAUUUUACAAAUUUAAUUAUAAAUUUUAA
This is a messenger RNA of Rhipicephalus microplus (southern cattle tick), 159 nucleotides long. NCBI's taxonomy places the organism in Eukaryota, Metazoa, Arthropoda, Arachnida, Ixodida, Ixodidae. The record is from the annotation of a RefSeq genome assembly.